GCUAAGUUUCUUGGUCGAUUAUAUAUGUAUCUCGGUUGCUGCUUCGAUCAUUUUCCGUGUAGUUCGAUUUCUAGGUGCGCGAGUUCUUGAUUUCUUGAUUGUUCGUCGGCUUCAGCAUCUAUGUCGAUCACGGGGGUUAGCCUCCACUUCUGGUACUUCCACUCGCUCUCCGUCGUGUUCCUCUACUUCUUCUACGUGAUUUCCUGAUUCGCCUCACCCGCUUCCUCCAAAGUUAAAUCAAACAAAGCUUCCAUUAUUCGUUUCGUCCCAAUUCAUCUUGAAGCUUUGUUUGAUCCAAAAAGCAUUCUUCACCCUUGCACGUUCUUGUUUCUCUCAUAAUACUGUUAUUUGCUCCUGCGCCCGAUCGCUCAAUUAACGUGGAGCAGGAAAUAUUUGUGUAUAGCGUUUACGUGUUCCACGGUGUUUGUUUCUUCUUGUGUUCUGUAAUAUAAUCAAGAUGUCAGUUGCACCGGUGCCGGAAGGGGCGCGCCGCGCGGCGGCGGCGAUCGAGGAGGAGCGGCAGCGCAACCGGAAGAAGUCGAACCGGCUGUCGGCGCGGAGGUCCCGCAUGAAGAAGCAGCAGUACGUGGACGGGCUGUCCGUGGAGGUGGAGCAGCUGCGGCGGGAGAACGACGCCACGCGCGCCGGCGUCGGCGCCGUGCUGCAGCGGUGCGGCCUGGUCGAGCAGGAGAACCGGGUGCUGCUGGCGCACGCGCGCGAGCUGUGCAGCACGCUCCAGCUCCGCACCUCGCAGCUCCGGCUGCUCGGAGAGGUCGCCAGCGUGACCCUCGACGUGCCCGACGUCGCCGACCACCUCAUGCAGCUCUACGGAGGCGGCGCCGGCGCCGGCGGUCUGGUGAUGCCGCUCUCGCCCCCGCCGCCGCCGCUGCCGCCGCAGAUCCAGAUGCUGCUCCAGUCCGACGUCAUGCAUACGGUCAGUAUGCUACAGGGCUAUGAAAGCAUAUGAUCAGCUUGUCAAUUAUGUUGUGUGAUUGUGUGUUACUAUGAUCGAUGCUACGCUUGUGUUCGGUCGGUUUGUAUGUAUGUUAUGAUGUAUUGGACGCUAGCUACUACAGCUGUUAAUUCUCAUGUUGUCUUUUUGUAAGUACACAUGUAUUAAAACACAAGCUUGUCAUGCCUGUAUACGCAUGCCCAGAUAAAUAAAAGCGUGUGAGG
This is a messenger RNA of Oryza brachyantha (malo sina), 1176 nucleotides long. Its product is annotated as ocs element-binding factor 1-like. Gene Ontology annotation, biological process: positive regulation of DNA-templated transcription. Lineage: Eukaryota; Viridiplantae; Streptophyta; Magnoliopsida; Poales; Poaceae. Gene Ontology annotation, cellular component: nucleus. Gene Ontology annotation, molecular function: DNA-binding transcription factor activity; transcription cis-regulatory region binding. The transcript has a single exon. The coding region runs from base 458 to 967 and encodes 169 amino acids. The record is from RefSeq and is a predicted model, not a curated record.